AUGUUCAAUUCAUUUGAAGAUUUAUAUUUUGAAGAAAUCACAUCUAUUAAAUAAAGUUAUUUAGAUACUGAUAGUUUUCUUAAUUUUAAAGACUAAAAUCAAUUUAAAGAUGAAUCUGGAAUGUUGAUAGAAGCUUAAUUAGAUGAUUUUAUCAGUAAUUAAAAUGAUAAACCACAAAAUGGGCAUACAUCAACAUUCCAUAACAUUAUUUAAGAACAAAAGAUCUCUUUCUUACCAAUUUAAAAGAAAAAUUAUAGAUAUCCUAGAGAAUCAAAAAAUUAUUUCAAAAAUAUUGGACCUAAACUUAGAGAAUUUAUUAGCUAAAAUUUUUCUAAUUUAACUGAAAUUAUGAAUCAGACUUUUAUUUUAGAAUUCUAAAUGAUUUAAAAUUAGAAUCACACCAAAUUUCAUAUUCAGCGACUUUGUAAAUCAAGAUUAGGUAAAGCUAUUGCUAAAAUUUUCUUUAAAAAUUAUAGAUGGGUCAAAUCUCUUGUAAAUGAUGAUCUCAGAAGCUAUUUUCGACUAAAUAGCGAUUGGAAUAAUUGA
Molecule: messenger RNA, 546 nt
Organism: Paramecium sonneborni
Lineage: Eukaryota; Ciliophora; Oligohymenophorea; Peniculida; Parameciidae
Source: the annotation of a GenBank genome assembly